UUUUCCAACAAAAUUGUUCACAUUUUGGUCCCGUAAAAUUUAAUCAAAAUUAUGACGUUGCAAAAAUUUUGGUGAAACUAUAAAUAAAUUGAACUGAAAUUCAUUGGUUAAAUCCAGAUUGUAAAAAUGUCAAAGGAAAUUCCAAAAAUGCGUUUGCCGAAAAAAAGCUUCUCAGAUGGCUUCAUAUUGGUAAAUUCCAAGAAAACUGAAAUGGCGAAUAUUUAUGCAACUAUUAGUACCUCUGAAACCCCAAAGAAGGACAAUGAUGCUAGCUCAUCAGUUCAAUCGCAUAAGAAUAUCUGUGGUGAUGGUAUAAAUACGUGUUCGUCCAUUUAUGAAUGUGAUGAGGAAAGUGAUGUCCUAGACAAAAUGAUAAUAUCUAAAUUGACAGAUUUUCAAAAUCAGACCAUAUAUUUAAUGGAACUUUUAAAAAAAUUAGAAAAUGGAAAACGGAGUAUAGAAGCAAUGCAACGCAAUGCAUGUAACAUGUAAGUCUUGUGUCCUGUGAGAAAGAAAACCACCGAAAAGACAAGUUGUAUAAUAAUCGUCUCGAAUUCACUGAGUGAAAUAAGGAAGAAAUCAUAGUAAAAGACAUUAUGGGUAAAAGUUACGUAAGCAACUAUAUUUACUUUCCUUAAUUAUACUUUAGACUUCAGAAGAAGCAUGGUUUUUAUCAAAAGAGGUACAAGAACUUGAAGUUGGACAGAAGAGAGACAUUUGAUUCUUUAAGUAAUAACAGACAAAUACAUUUGAAGGCUUAUUUGUGAUGACUGUAAGUAAGGCACAAAAUAUAGGAACCUCUAAUGGACUUAGUCAUAGUUACCUGUUUGUUUUGUUUUUGGAAAUAUGACAUUAUUGUCAUUGCCAUGAAUUGGCAAUCACCUAUUUAGUGGUCAAUUAUUUUUAUUUGGCGUGUGCGUCUUUUUGGGCAAUUUGAAAUGUCAGUAUAAUUUCGUUUAUUUCCGAAUAAAUUAUCAAUUGAACAAUUUUGAUUUAAA
Molecule: messenger RNA, 998 nt
Organism: Teleopsis dalmanni
Lineage: Eukaryota; Metazoa; Arthropoda; Insecta; Diptera; Diopsidae
Exons: 2
Coding region: 127-492 (121 amino acids)
Source: RefSeq, a predicted model, not a curated record